AAGCUCUGGGCUGAGGAAGCAACCAAAGCAAGGCUUGGCUGGAUCUUAAAUUUUCUGCGCACACUGGGACUAUUGGAACUAAAGAAUAGACCACUUUUACAUUAUUUCACUAUUUGAGUGUCUUUAUCUAGGAGAAUAACUGCUGGUGACCUUUCUUUGUGUUUAGAUGAAAAUGAGAAGCUUUUCUUUCGUUUCUCUUGAUCUUUGUUCUCUACAUUUUUUAAAGUGAAAUGCCAAAUGGUUUGGGAUUCGUCACCUGGGUUUAAGAUGACCCUUCAACAGAAAAGUACCUCCAGCUUGAGAGGAGAUGGCGCUGAGGUGAAAUCUGGGCUGCGGGAAAAAGAGAAGAAAAUGAAAACAGCUAUGCUGCGAAGACACUCUGCGUCCUCUGCAAUCACAAAGGCACUGAGCAAACCGCGAACUCAAAACAGCAGAAACAGUCUUAUUCAGAACUUCUCAACCCAGAGCAGAAUGUUCAUCAUGGAUGAUUGCAUUCGAAUUACUAUGGGGCUUCAGACCCAAGAAAGGCAUCUAUUCCUCUUCACGGACACAUUAAUUAUUGCCAAAUCAAAGUCUUCAGCUAGUUUGAAGGUGAAACAGCAGUUAGAGCUGUGUGAAAUGUGGAUUGCCUCUUGUGUGCAUGAAGUUACCGGGAGGAAAUUGAGUUCUAAAAACUCCUUUGUAAUUGGCUGGCCCACCACCAACUGCGUGGUCUCCUUCAGAUCAAACAACACAAAAGAGAAGUGGCUUUCAGCUUUACAAUGGCACAUCAAUAGAUUAAAACCAGAAGAGCAUCCCAAUAAAAUUGCUAUAAAAAUCAUGUUGUUCUCAGGAAACAGUCCAUCUACAACCACUGUACUUAUCAGCAAUAUGGAUACUACUGAGAAAGUGAUAAGCAUCUCAACUAAACAGCUUGGAAUGCCAGGCAGAUCUGUUGACUACUGUCUCUGGGUCAUUUCUGGGAGAGAGGAAGCUCCAUAUCCACUUAUCGGUCAUGAGUACCCCUUCAGCAUAAUCAUGAACUGCUUACGAAAUCAUGUGGAUCAACCCCACUCAACUGACAACAUCCUAACCUAUGACGUGAUCAUAGAGCAACUACCCAAGGAACAACAGGUCCAGUUCGUCCUUAGAUGGAGAAAAUCCAUACAUAAUCAGUCCCAAAGCAGUGUUCCAGAAAUCUUUCAGAAACACAUUGGAAAGAAAAAGUCUCUCAUCGACUGGGCUUUGAGAAAAGGAAAUAGCAGCUGGUGCGGUGGUGAAUCUCACUUAUCAACUGCACCCAGAAAGUUAUUCGGUCAUUCAUUACCAUCCAUCUGUCACAAUGGAAACCUUCCUAAACCUAUACUGGACAUGCUAAUCCUCCUUUACCAAGAGGGCCCAAGAACAAAAGGAAUUUUCAGACGUUCUGCCAAUGUGAAGACUUGCAAAGAGCUGAAGGAGCGUUUGAAUUCUGGGAGUGUGGUACAGCUGGAGGCAGAGUCGGUUUUUGUGGUCGCAUCUGUUAUCACUGAUUUUCUCCGCAAUGUGCCCGGUAGCGUUCUUUCCACAGAGUUGUAUGAAAAGUGGAUGGAAGUCCUGGAUAUUGAUGGUCAUGAUGAACAGAUCAAGACAAUAAAAGGGUUGCUGAACCAGCUCCCUGAAGCCAACACCUUUCUUCUGCAGCAUCUCUUUUGCCUCCUUUAUCACAUACAGGAGAACUCAGAGGAGAAUCAAAUGAAUGCUUGUAAUCUAGCACUCUGCAUCGCCCCAAAUAUGCUAUGGUUGCCUGUGACUGCAGAUCCUGAGCAAGAAAACAAGUCAACCAAAAAGGUUGCCAGUCUUGUACAACUAUUGAUUGAGAAUACCAACACCAUAUUUGGCCAUGACAUUGAAUCUGUGUUCACAAAUAUACAUGGAAGUCAAGAAAAUUUGGAGGAUGCUUUAGGUGAUUAUUCCCCACAGCAUUACUCUUCAGAUGAAUUUGAUUCGGAGCAGGAAAGACCGAAAGGACUUCACAGUUUUAAUACGGAUACAUGGUUCCUGCCAUUGAAAAAUGACAUUGUGAAAGAAGAGAAGGAGAUGUGGAGUCUUCUGGAUGAAAUGGACAUUUUCAAAUCUCAGUACUGGACAGAGGACAAUGUCUGCUGUAUGGAUCUGGAUGAUAUGCCUAUUUGCUCCAAUGUCUACUCUCCAGUUGAAGGCCAGGGCAUCCAGUCAUCUCGUGGUCGAUGCUCAUCUGAACCCAGCGUUUGCCAGAGCUCACAGAACUUCCUUCACUCUCAUACUACUGUCAUUCGCCAGUCAAGCUACGAUGCGACUCUUAGGCGCGGCCAGGCAAGCUGUUCACAGUACAUGAGUAAGCUGCACCUGGAGGAAACAUCAGGACCCACUGAUGACUUAAGUCCCAGAAUGAGCAAUCAGCCCAAGCAUAUGCUUUGGAGAUCACCCCAGAUUCCGUCAAAGUUCAAAGACCAACAGCUUAGACUCACCUCACCCAAUAUGUCGAGUUUCUCCAGCCUGUCUUCCACAGCCACCUCACCAUCGGCAUCUUCUUUGAGCUCUUUAGAUAGUGCCUUCUCAUAUUGCUCAGACACAGUUUUCACACCCAGUGAUGUCUCCUCCCUAGAUUUUAUGUUCGGAACAUCUGCAAGGUGGCAACCACUAACACCUGAACCUCCUAAAAAGUUCCCCAUGGACUGGACAUUGAAAAGGCCAAUGGCCAGAGACCAUAGCUUGUCAUUUGACUGGUAUACCAAGUGCGAUGAGCAGGAUGAAGAAAAAAAACCCUCUGGAAGGGAAUCCCACAACACAAUUCAUAUUAAAAAUGUGAAGGAAAGUCAAAGUGAACCUCAAUCUGUCAAUAACAGUCUGAAAGCUACCAGAGAUAAGACUGGCCAGGAUCUCAACUAUGAAACUAAUGAAGAUGAGGGGGACACCACAUAUUUACAGAUAACACAGGUACAGGUGCCUGAGAUGUCUACAAAAAUGUAUAUGAAUGAAGAACCUGACGGUUCUCAAGAAGUUUCAAAGGUGCAGAGCCAAGAAACAUGCAUGAAACACAUUCAGUCCAUGAAGCCUGAAAAUCUUAAUGUGGAUAACAUCAAGCAGACGAAAAUCACUCUCUACAUAAAUUCCAACAAGUUAUCAGUGAAAAAUCAAACUUCUCAAGCAGUUGAAGAAAACAGAUUUUCAGUGAAAUUGUCUAAUGCCUCUACAGACUCUCCAGACUUAAAAGGAAUAGUAAGUGAGACUGUCGAGGACCAGGAAUCCCAGGCUGUGUUGUAUGGCCAACAACCUCCUUUAAUUCUACAGUCUGUUUCAACCAAGCAGCCCGAAAACCCAAACACCACAAAUGGUACGUUGCCAGGAACCUCAUCUGAGAGCUGUACUUCCAUAUCAGGUCCAUCCAAAACUUUCACUAAGGCCAGCCAUACAAUAAAGCACACAAUUAGAAUAAAGCUUCCAGCAGCUGUAAAAAGCACUGUCAAGGAGUACUUCAGUCACACUGACAAUAAGAACUGCCAGUCAGAUGUUAAAGGGCCAGAAAGGGGACUGCAUAAAAGUAAAUUGGAAUAUCAAAGUAAAAGUCUUUUGGAUGCAGCUGACGAAGAUGUUUUAAAAUUGAACAAUGGAGACGAUUUUUAGUGUAAUAACACAUUUCUAAUUGAUUCUAACAUUGAUUUAUAGCAUCAAAUUAGUUUUAUGACAAUUAAUUAUCCUGAAUAAACUGCACUUUGUGAAUAUAAUAUUGUGGAAAAAUAGGUACUAUAUAUGGGUAGUGUCACGGGCGUGCAGGACGGAAGAUCGCUCAGGCAGAGCAAGUGAUCAGAAACAGGCAGGCAGGCAGAAAAUGGGGCAAACGAGGGUUUAAUUGGACACACGGACAUCCACUAAGACCAGUAACAUCAAUGACAGACACGGAAACAGGGGAGACCAGGACUUAAAUACAUUAAAGCAGGGCAACAUAAUCAGAUGGGGCUGGAAACAAUCGGGGAAGCACAUGUGGGUAAUCAGGGGGCGUGGCACACAUGAGGAGCGGACGGGUCAGGCAUCACAGGUAGCACCACGGUAUGACUUUUUGAUAAUUUUCUUGGCAUCUGCAUUUGGUCCUAGUCGUGUGCAGAGUUGUGCAGUGCUCACUUUCAAACUCAUCACUAUGCAGCCAUGGAAAAAAUGGAAGAGACCACAGCAGAAUGUUCAGUUUCUCUCAUUUACCAAUCUAUGUGUAAAAUAUACAUUUUUUUUCCAACUCUUUCCUACUCCGCACUGAUGAAGGGUUCCUUUCCUGCUUUAUAGGUCUUCUUGUUUCUAGGAACCUGAUACAAACUUAUCUUAGCAGUGUUCCUCACACCACUUAAUGUUUCCCAUUCCGUUUGAAGGUCACUUGAGGUCAUCCUCUGAUUAAUGAGAGACUGUCGGAUAAGUUGACGGUCAUCUCUGGCAUUAGAAAGUUGCUUUCACCCUCUACCUGGCUGGGAUUUGGUCAUUCCCAGCGUCUCCUGCUUCACCUUAUUCUUCUGUACUGCUGUCUUAGAAACUUUGAGGCUGGAAACAGCCUGCCGCACGGUGUAGCCUUCCGCCAGCAGAACUAGGAUUAAACCAGGGUUUAAUUGAGCAGAUUUUUUGAGAAAUAAUUUGAGUGGUCUCAAUUUUUUCCAGUGCAGUAUACUGAAUGUCAACAAUGUUAGUUGAAUUUUGGCCGUAUCAAAAGCAAAACAUUUAAGCGGUGUUGCAGAAUGCUGAAAUUCUGCACAUACCCACCUGCAAUGGGAUGAAAAACCACCCUUUUAAGAGCACAGAAUCGCGGAUUCUAUUAAAGAUUGCCUGUUUAGUCUGAAUGAGAGAUUAAUUAUUUUUAUUGAAAAAAUAUUUUAAAACCUCAUAAUUACUUUAAUGAACUUUAAUGGAAAACAUAGUUUAUUAUUGGAAAAUGUUUUAACUAAAUAUAUUUUUUUGUGUAUUAAAUGAAAUGUACAAAAAAAGACUUUGACCCUAAUUGGACAUUCUUAGAAUUUCUAUUUUUUGCAAAAGUAUGCUGUACAAAUAUAAUUAUUUUUGUACUGCAAAUACAAGAAUAUAAUAAUAAUGAAAUGUGAUAUCAAAGAUACUAAUAUUUUGAAAAAUACAGUAGUAAUAAAUUCUCUUUAAUUGAUUGAAACAAAAUUCCUUUGUAUAUAUUGUUUUGUUCAAUGAGAUUUCUUCUUUAAAAAAUUGUGCAUGAAACAAGUAUAUAGUGUAAUUACAUUUUUUUUCUGUAUUAUAUAUAUGCCAAAAAAUGUAUGCAAUAUUAAUAUGCAUGUAUACAUAAUUUAUAUCCUUAACAACCUCUUCUAUUAAAUGUUUUAAAUUUGGCAAGGAGCAGUAAGUACUGAACAAAUGUAUAUUUAGAUAUAUAAGACUGUAAAUUGUAACAACAUUUAGAAAAAGAAAUUGAACAUUAAGAUGUAUUGGUAUGGAACAUACAGAUGAGUGCACCCACUAAACAGACACUGGAAUAUAAUUUGCCAUAAACAAGAAGAGAGAAUAAUGCCUCAACACUAUUUAAGACAAUACAAUCACUCUAUUUCUUAUUUUAGGAAUGCCUGAAUUAUGUGGAUAAUGUCAAUUUUUUAUACAAAAUAAAGACUUGACCUUCUGAUAGGGAGGACUAAUCACAAUUUUUUUUAAUUAAUUUAAAAGUAUAUAACUAUAAUAUAAUUAUUAAUAUUAGUAAGAUUAAUUUGUCAUUAUUUAGUGUAUAUCAUACAUUUUGUGCUGCAGCAAUGACAUCCCGAUAUGUGAUUUUAAAAGCAUGUGUUCAAACAAACCAUAUGUAGGCUACCAAAGCACUUAAGGAGACUCCAUACAUUGUAAGGUGACUCCUUUUUAAUUUUGUGUAGCUUGUCACCAUCUCUGUGUUCAAAGCUCCUCUAAUGUUCUGUUACUAAUUGUAUUAUUCAAAAAUAAAUGUACUCACGCUGAAAAGUU
This is a messenger RNA of Brienomyrus brachyistius, 5946 nucleotides long. It is a transcript of the gene arhgap20b, whose product is annotated as Rho GTPase activating protein 20b. NCBI's taxonomy places the organism in Eukaryota, Metazoa, Chordata, Actinopteri, Osteoglossiformes, Mormyridae. The transcript has 15 exons. Gene Ontology annotation, biological process: signal transduction; regulation of Rho protein signal transduction. Bases 238 to 3624 code for a protein of 1128 amino acids. The record is from RefSeq and is a predicted model, not a curated record. Gene Ontology annotation, molecular function: GTPase activator activity.